CAAGUCUGUUCAUCAUCUCCAACCUAAAUAAACCUCAAAUAUCGGUCAUCUCCUUCCGCUGGGCGCCUAUAUUCCGGUAGCAUCGCAACUGCAACUGCAACUGGUGCUUGUUCUGUAGGUGGGAUCCUCGACCUCACCAUUCAUGUUGGAGUCUAGACUCACUGCUGGUCUCUUCUCUUCUCUCAAGGCUGGCCCUCGCCAUUCACUUGGUAUCAGACGAUUCCGCUUCAUCUACACAACCUCCGCGUGCUCAAGAAAACUCUCCACACCCGCCCUCAACCUCCAUCGUCACCUUGCAGGACCUAGAAGACUGCCCCUCCCCCGACCUGCUACAUACCCCUCCAACCUUCAGUUGCGUUCCUGUUCCGCAGAAGCUCGAUCAGCCAUGGCUCCUCCCACAGAUCGAGACAUCCUUCCUGACACCAUCAAACCCACUCACUAUGACCUGUCGUUGUUCAAUCUAGAAUUUGGCGGAGAAUGGUCAUUUGAUGGCCUGGUGAAGAUUCACUCCAAGAUCAAGUCAGACACGAAAGAGCUGGUCAUCAACGUCAAGGAGCUCCAAAUAAGCAGCGUUGAGGUAUAUGGAAAAGAUGGCUCUGCCGCAGUCACCUCUUCGACCGAUGUGUCUUAUGACAAAAAGGACGAGAGGGCAACAAUCAGUUUCCCCCAGAGCAUACCAGCCGGAGAUGCUAUUAUUGCGAUCCAGUAUAAAGGAACCAUCAAUAACGCCAUGGCUGGCUUCUAUCGAUCCAAAUACAAGCCCACCGUCCCUCCUGCGCAAGGUACCCCAACUGACGGGGAAUUCCAUUACAUGUUCUCCACUCAAUUCGAGGCUUGCGAGGCGAGAAGAGCCUUUCCUUCCUUUGACGAGCCCAACCUCAAAGCCACAUUCGAAUUUGAGGUCGAAAUCCCCGAAGACUUGGUCGCAUUGUCCAAUACUCCUGAAAAGGCUACGACAAAAGGUUCGAAACCAGGCUUGAAAAAGGUUUCUUUCGAGAAGACCCCGCCCAUGAGCACCUAUCUCGCAGCUUGGGCUAUUGGAGACUUCGAAUACGUCGAGGCAUUCACUGAGCGCAAAUACAACGGCAAACCUCUGCCAGUCCGAGUCUACACAACGCGUGGUCUCAAAGAGCAAGGUCGUUUCGCCCUUGAACAUGCCCACAAGACCAUCGACUACUUCUCCGACAUUUUUGGAAUCGAGUAUCCCCUACCCAAGUCCGAUCUACUUGCUGUUCAUGAAUUCGCCAUGGGAGCAAUGGAAAAUUGGGGUCUUGUCACCUAUCGCACAACCGCCGUCCUCUACGAUGAAGAAAAAUCCGAUGCAAGAUUCCAAAACCGUGUUGCUUACGUUGUUGCCCAUGAAUUGGCUCAUCAAUGGUUUGGCAACCUGGUCACCAUGGACUGGUGGAAUGAAUUGUGGUUGAAUGAAGGUUUCGCCACUUGGGUCGGUUGGCUGGCCAUUGAUCACCUACACCCCGAAUGGAAUGUCUGGAGUCAGUUUGUGGCUGAAGGCGUUCAAUCAGCUCUUCAACUCGAUUCCUUACGUGCCUCUCACGCCAUCGAGGUUCCCGUUCGAAACGCCCUUGAAGUCGAUCAGAUCUUCGACCAGAUUUCCUACCUGAAGGGCAGUUCCGUCAUUCGAAUGCUGAGCAAUCAUCUUGGCCAGGACGUCUUCCUCAAAGGUGUCAGCGACUAUCUCAAGGCCCAUGCCUACGGAAAUGCCAAAACCAAGGACUUGUGGGCUGCACUUUCUGUUGCCUCUGGUCAAGACGUGCUCGCCUUCAUGGAUCCCUGGAUCCGGAAGAUUGGCUUCCCGGUGGUGACUGUGGCUGAAGAGCCCGGUCAGAUCUCUCUGCGACAAGAGAGAUUCCUGAGCACAGGAGACGUGAAAACAGAAGAAGACGAAACAACUUGGUGGAUUCCCGUGGGCCUCAAAACUGGCUCGCCAUUCAAGGUGCUUCACAGUGCUUUGACCGCUAAGGAAGAUACUAUUCGUGAUGUGGAUGAUUCCUUUUACAAGAUCAAUGCCGACUUUUCGGGCUUCUAUCGUACCAACUACCCCCCGCAAAGGCUGGCAAAGCUAGGUGAAGCUCAAUCUCAGCUCUCAAUCGAGGACAAGAUUGGUCUGCUCGGAGAUGCUACGGCCUUGGCUGUAUCUGGACAUGGUACCACCGCAGCACUCCUCGCAUUGCUCGAGGGAUUCCAGGAAGAAGAAUCUUUCCUGGUAUGGUCCGCCAUUUCAAGCUCCCUCGCUAAAGUCCGCGCAGUCUUUGCCUCGAACAAGGAGAUUGCGGCAGGAUUGAAGAACUUUUCCCUAAAGCUGAUUUCGCCCCGAGCAGAGGCUAUUGGCUGGGAAUAUCCCAAAAAUGAGGAUUGGUUGACUGGGCAGUCCAGAAAAUUAUUGCUCGCUGCUGCUGCUGGGGCCGGCCAUCAAGGUAUCAUCUCCGAGGGUCAGAAGAAGUUUGCAGCUUGGAAGGCCGGAGACGAAAAAGCAAUCCACCAAAAUCUUCGAGGCGUUGUAUUCAAUCUCGUGGUUGCCAACGGUGGACAAGAAGAGUACGACACCGUCAAAGCAGAGUUCUUGAAGACUACAUCUGUGGAUGGCAAGGAGAUUGCCAUCACUGCGCUCGGCCGGUCAAAGAGCUACGAAUGCGCUCUCGAGCUGCUCAAUUUUGUCACAUCAGACGCGGUCCCCCCUCAAGACGCACAUAGUGGCAUCAUCUCAGUGGCAAACAACAACGAGACGAGGAAUGCAGCGUGGGAUUUCACCAAGAAUGAGUGGUCCCGGGUUGAGAAGCGCUUGGCUGUGACUAGUGUUGUCAUUGAUCGAUGGAUCAAGAAUGGUCUCACUCAUUACUCCGACACGGCCAUCAGAGACGACAUCUUGUCGUUCUUCAAGGAUAAGAACACCGGGCCUUUCAACCGAAGUUUGGUCAUCAUUUCUGACACCAUCACCGGGAAUGCCAGCUACAAGCAACGGGACGAAGCACAGAUCCUCGAGUGGCUAAAGGCGAGAGGGUACGCGUAAAUGGAAAAGAGAAAAUAGAAGAGUUGCAUUUCAGCAUCCCUGCCAAAAGCAUUCUCUGCUCCUAUGAUCUGUAAUCUCUGUCAUUCACACAUGUCCUCUCGAGACUUUGUCGUUCCUCCCCGUGACCGACUAUAGAUCCCCAGAAAGCCCGACUAUAUAUCCCCAGAAAGCCCUUCAAUUUUCAGCGUCUCUGUACCUAUAGAGCUGGUGCCCAGCACAGACAUCAACUGUAGACUGAUUGAAUUUGAUAUGUAUGGUCCGCACCCAGGCAACGUAAGAGCCAGUUGUGGCCUGAGUGAAUCGGAGAGAGUUAUAAGAUGCUUCAGUCACGAAGGCUGUGUCUUC
Molecule: messenger RNA, 3373 nt
Organism: Exophiala mesophila
Lineage: Eukaryota; Fungi; Ascomycota; Eurotiomycetes; Chaetothyriales; Herpotrichiellaceae
Exons: 5
Coding region: 143-3028 (961 amino acids)
Biological process (GO): proteolysis; peptide catabolic process
Cellular component (GO): cytoplasm
Molecular function (GO): metalloaminopeptidase activity; zinc ion binding; peptide binding
Source: RefSeq, a predicted model, not a curated record